CCCUCCUUCCUUCCUUCCUGCAGCCUCGGCCCUUCUGCCGUAAAAAGAAAAAAGAAAAAAGAAGGAAGGAAGAUGAGAAGCAGCCGCGCGCCGACACCAAGGAGCCGAACCGGAACCGAGUCCAGAACCGCAGAAUGAGUCCAGAGGAACCAUGGCAGAGGCGUGGCUGCUGACGGACCGGAGAUCAGGUGCUGUUCCGCGGCCCUGAAGAGACCCGGAGCCGCUGGAGAGACCCGGAGCCUGGAGGAUCUGCAGGGCCGAACCGAGCCGAGCCGAACUGUCCUGAUGCUCAGCGGCUGUCUGCAGGGCUGAAGACCGCACCGUCCCUGAAACCAGAGCAGACCCCCCACAGCAUGGAGCGCUCCGGCAGCGUCCAGCUGGACAUCCCAGACUUCAGUAACUCGGUGCUGUCUCACCUGAACCAGCUGCGCGUUCAGGGCCGUCUCUGCGACAUCGUGGUCAACGUGCAGGGCCAGAGCUUCCGGGCGCACAAAGUCGUCCUCGCCGCCAGCUCGCCGUACUUCCGCGACCACAUGUCUCUGGGCCAGAUGAGCACCGUGUCGCUAACGGUCAUCAGGAACCCCUCUGUGUUCGAGCAGCUGCUGAGCUUCUGCUACACCGGGCGCCUCUGCCUGCAGCUGGCCGACAUCAUCAGCUACCUGACGGCCGCCAGCUUCCUGCAGAUGCAGCACAUUAUUGAUCGCUGCACGCAGAUCCUGGAGGGGAUCCAUCUGAAGAUCAGCCUGGGGGAGGAGGACGAGGAGGGGGAGAGUCGAGGGGGGAGAACGCUGGAGGCCGCGGUGCGAAGUGGAGCGAAUCACUCCGGGUUGAGACUGAUCAGCACCAGAGGGCAGAGAUGGCAGAAGUACACACAUCCUUUACUCAAGGGGGCAGCAGAAUGUGAGGCCAUCAGCCCAGCAGAUGAUCCUCUCAGCCCUCCGCCCCCCGUGGAGAACAGCGGGAUGGAGGGAGGCUCGUCCAUCACCACCAUUAACGCAGGUCGCAAAGAACCGAUCCUCCGCAUCAACCGGGCCGGGCAGUGGUUCGUGGAGACCAGCAGCGAGCCGGAGAGGACCGGCAGCUCGGAGGAGGGCGGCGGCACCGAGAGGGUCCGGAUCAAGACGGAGAGGAUGGAGGAGUGGGGGAAUCAGGAGGAAGAGGAAGGAGAGCCAAUAGGAGAGGAGACCACCGUGAUGAUCGACACCUCGGGGAGAAGCACGCUGGUGACCGGGCCCAACGCUCAGCCGUCAUCCAGCUUCAGCGAGACGGACAGGUUCAGUCCCAUAGGCAGUGUCGUCGUCCUCGCCGAGCGUCAGAGAGCGAAGAGUGAGUCUCCGAGCCGAGCGGACGAUCUGCGACCGCCUCAGGGCGAGGAGAACGCCUCCUUCGAUAUGGGCGGCUACGAGGACUACCUGAGGGAGCAGGUGGGCGACCGCUGGUUCCGCUACAACCCGCGUCUCACCUGCAUCUACUGCUGCAAGUCCUUCAACCAGAAGGGCAGCCUGGACCGCCACAUGCGGCUUCACAUGGGCAUCACGCCCUUCGCGUGUCGCAUCUGCGGGAAGAAGUACACGCGCAAGGACCAGCUGGAGUAUCACAUCCGCAAGCACACGGGCAACAAGCCCUUCCACUGCCACGUCUGCGGCAAGAGCUUCCCCUUCCAGGCCAUCCUCAACCAGCACUUCCGUAAGAACCACCCGGGCUGCGCUGCCCAGGAGGCCCAGAGCGCGUCGCCAGAGACCACCACCACUUCCGUGACCUCCAGAGGGAGGCCCAGCGACGAGGCCUCACCCAGCCAGGAGGAGGGAGAGGGCGGGGGGGCGUACGGAGAGGGACCCCAGGCCUCUGUCUCCACCACGGGGCCCGACUAAACCCCUGAACUGUCUCCGCUUUAAACCGCAUCUACCUUCACAAAGCUACCCAACAGAUGAAGCUAAAUGAAGAAACGCCACACACUCCAACAACCUCAGUCGCCACGCCACGUGGGUCUUUUACGUUACAGAUUUCUACUUUUAUAUUUACAGUUACAGGUUCAACAGACAAACGGCUCAGUGCCAGAGCAACACUAAAACCUUCAUAUCUGCCUCGAGACAAUCCAGAGCGGCGCGGUUAAUAUUCAUAUUUAUAAAAGUAAUCCUGCGCGCUCUCUAAAGUGCCACAGCGGCGAUAAAACAUUUAGAUGCACAAAAAGUCAGACUGUUAAAGUUCCUGUGUGAUCAGAGUUCCUUUCUCAUGAAGCUUAGUGGGAAAACAUUUCACACUAAUUAUCUCUGUGCUAACCAUUAGUUUAAUUUGCAUUAUAAAUACAGUGAUCAUUUGCUCUUUAAAUGAUAGAUCUAGGAGAGUAUCUCCACAGAGUCCAAGGAGACAUCUUCAAAUAUAUGUUUGUGUCUGAUCGAAGAGUGUAACUUUAUUGUUAGAAGAUAAAGAAAAACAUUAACUGUCUAGAAGAGCACUUUACCAAGACCAGUUAACACAAGUUAUACAUGUUUCAUGUCUGCACCUCCCUAAGAUUCAUCAAAAUGGGGCCAGACAAACAUAACCUCCUUGGAAUUGGUGUUACUAAUCUCAUCUAAAAAUAAUCUCGAUUUAAUAUUCUAAAGACAUGGUCCACUAACUUUCCUAUUCCCAGAGCUUUCCACUGGUUCCCUCGGUCUUCUUUAGAGAAUCCGACCUGCUCAGCUGUCAUCAGGUAAUCUAGGUAAAGGACUUUAACCCUCAUUUAUUAAAGUCCAACGUUACCUCUGAGCCUGGUUAACGCUGAGAGGGAAGAAGGCCAUGGGAGGAAAGCUCCAAUGAUUUAGUUUCAAUCAUCAGGUAAAGAACUCUGAUCACAUGGGAUUACCUAAUUUGGCUGUAAAAUAAACAAUUCAGAUUUAUUGAUUGAUAGUUAGGGCUGUACCGAACACAACAAAACUAAUAAUAUUAUAUUAUUAUUGCAAUUCAAUUUCAGAGGUAGCUGCGUACAAAUGUUUCAAUAUUUUCCAAUAAAUCCAGAGCGUUGGAAAGACCAAAGUCAAAAACAUUGUUAAAACUAUUCACAACAUGUUUUUAUCCAACCAAAAUAGAGUAUAUACUGUAGGAAUUUUUUUUUUAAUCAGAACCAGGAGUAAUUACAUAAGGUGUUCCUCAGGGAUCCAUAUUUGGACCCCUAAUUCUUUAUCCAAAAUAUGUAAAUUAUAUAUUUUAAAUCUGCAGGUGAUUGUGAGCUCCUUCUGAAUGCUGACAAUUCAGUUUGCAUUUACUUUAAAAAGUUUGAUUUUCACAACAUUUCACAAAGUUUUUAAAAAUAAUAGACUAGAAUAUAUUGAAGAUAUUAAUGGCAUCACAUUGGAUCCAGGAGAAAUCACAUCUGGUGUUCCUCAGGGAUCAACCUUAGGACCACUGCUGAUAAUCUGAUAUACGUCAAUUAUAGUUAACCUGGAGUUGAUUGGGAGCUCUUUGUGUAUGCUGACGAUUCAGCUUUUAAAAUUAAAACUGUCUUUGGUUUGGAUUUAUUCAAAAAGUUAGAUGCAAUCAUUUCCCAAAUUCACAAAAUAUUUGAUCCAACCAAAUAUUAUGCGUCAAAACCAUAUCUUUAACUGUUAAUCUUGUUCCCCUUGCUGUUAAGAUAAGAUAAGAUGGACCUUUAUUAAUCCCUGUGGGGAAAUUCAGUAGUUUAACAGCAACAGGGUGAGAAUGAAAAACAGGACAGCACAGAUGCAGACAAGAUUAAAUACAAUUAAAGAUUACUAUUAUAUACAGGUAAGUAACUUUUACAAUAAGAAUUAAAUGAACAUAUAGACAUAUUUGAGUCAUAUAUACAUAUUAAAUAUAUUUACUUGUAUGUAAUCUAACAGCACCAUAAGUACAUUUAUACGACCACAAUAAUCAAACACUGAACACUAACGCUCGGUACAGCCCUGCAGAAACCUUGUGAGGUUCUGGUGCACCUGGCAGCCUGUUGACGAAGAUAAGCUACACCGCUCAGUUACCUCUCAUCACGACGCAAUACAGCUGCUGCCCCGCACAGCACCACCGGGGGGCGCUCUCACCACAGGGCCCCCAGAGACUUCUCAGAUAUUUUUAUAAAAAAGCAUGACUUCUUCUUCUUUCUUUUUUCUUUUUUCUUGGACACUUUUUUUGCUCUGACAAUGUGUGUAACGAACGAGGAGGCCGAGUCACGACCCGACCGGGAACUUAUUGUUUGGGACGCAUUAAAUCUGCUGCACGUCCGCGAGGGAAACGGGGUUUAGCUAGGGGGGGUUAGAAAGAUCGAUAUAUCUUAUAAUAUCGUUUACAUUCAAAGACUCCUCUCAGACGUCGGCUUAUAUUUGAGUUAAAACACGUUAGAUAUCUGUCCUGUAAUUUGUCUUUUACGAUUUGAUGUACAUCGUAACGACAAGGAGUCGCGUAAGGGAAGAAAAGUAAACAUUAAAACUAAGAUGCUUUUGUCGAUGUAUUCUUUAUACGCAGAUAGUUAGACGUAUAAUUAGUUGAUUAGUUGAAGAUCUCAAUACACUUUAUUUUCCCGAGCUGCUAUUAAAUAUUAUUUUCC
This is a messenger RNA of Gymnodraco acuticeps, 4537 nucleotides long. It is a transcript of the gene zbtb37, whose product is annotated as zinc finger and BTB domain containing 37. Bases 354 to 1871 code for a protein of 505 amino acids. Gene Ontology annotation, molecular function: DNA-binding transcription factor activity, RNA polymerase II-specific; protein binding; RNA polymerase II cis-regulatory region sequence-specific DNA binding. NCBI's taxonomy places the organism in Eukaryota, Metazoa, Chordata, Actinopteri, Perciformes, Bathydraconidae. The record is from RefSeq and is a predicted model, not a curated record. The transcript is spliced from 6 exons. Gene Ontology annotation, biological process: regulation of transcription by RNA polymerase II.